Messenger RNA from Symbiodinium sp. CCMP2592, 1455 nucleotides. The record is from the annotation of a GenBank genome assembly. Lineage: Eukaryota; Dinophyceae; Suessiales; Symbiodiniaceae.
AUGACUGGCGUGCUGGAGGUUGCAGCUGCUUCUGCUGCUAUUGCGGUUCUUGCUCGGAACAAGCAUGAGAAAGAACGACAGGAGGAAAGAAUUGCUUCAGAAUUGUACAAGCGCUUCUUCCACGCAGAAUUGUCCGAGGAGUCUCCGGAGCGGGCAACCUUCGCCGGAAGUGUGGCGGGUGUGGAUGCCAACGCAGCCGCAGCAAUACGUGCCAUCGAGCGUUACCAGAAGGAACGUCGACAUCGGUUUAUGUACCUUUCCAGCAGUGCGGAGCAUGUCGGUGACACCAGGACACGUGUGCUGGAGGAGCUGAAGCAGUGGCUGCUUACCAUGUCAAUGGACACUUCAAGCUCUGCUGAAACGGUGGCAAAUCGUCUUGACUACUGUUGGCAGUUCCUCCUCAGGGCUCCAGCCUUCGAAGCACAGAAUGAGAUCUCCUUUCUGGCAACUCUGGGAGAGGUUUGCAGGCACCUGGAGCGCUUGUUCCAACAGACGGUAUCCCUGGAGAGGACCGGCGAGGUGAAGAUUGGGCAGCUUCUCGGCCUUGGCCGCGAGUUGGUGGAAUCGACGAUGCCGGUCCUGCGCUUCUCGCUUUCGGCUCCCAGCCGCCCGGAGUCGGUCGAUCACAAGCAGCGGCUCGCCUUCUCAGAGCUGCUCGAGGCAGCAAAGGCCGAUUCCGAGUCCUCUGUCUUCGAUCUGUCGACCGAAAGUGGACGCCUAAUAGCUGCUCUCCUUCGCGAGGCGCACUUUCGUCGGCUUGGCGGUGAGGAGCUGGAGCGCAGUGCAGCGACGACAUCCUUUGCCGCUCUUCUGGAGGAGAUGAGCCAAAAUUGGUCCGAACCUUCAGCUGGACGAGAUUCUGGCUUGCUGGCAGCCUUCGCGCAGGAAUCCCACGUAGCGAGAAAGGCCUUCCUCGACCUGUGCAGACACCUGGAUCGCUUCUGCUUCUUCCUCAUGGCCCUGGAGCUCUACCAAAAAGUCGCGGCGGCGGGCGGCGAUGCCGCGCUGUGCUGGUUGCGCCGUAGCUUGAGCCAUUUGAUGCAGGAGCUUGGCAAGGCUUUGCUGCAACUCCGAGAGGCGAGGCUAGCCGUGGGGCAAGCUUCCAAAAAGCACCUGCAGGAGUUGGCGAAACAGCUGCCGAAGACCGGCAAGCUGGAGUUGCGAUGGAUGCAGGACUUGCGGCACGUCGACGACCAACGCUUGGACGAAUUGCACAAGACCUUGUCCAAAGGCUUUGCUGAGGUUCAGUCACUGAUCAGCGCGGCGAGAGAGGUGGAGCUGAAGUCCAUGGCCAAAGAAGGUUUGCAGAGCAUUGCUUCGGCGUUUCUGUCUGCUGACUUCCAGGCGAGGUGCUCUUUGGCGCUGCCGGACAGGCUGGCAGCCGAAAUGAGGCAGCUGGCCAGCAGCGCAGCCGUGCCAAUGAGCGCAGUUGUGAGUGUUCCAACGUCCAGCUGA